AUGCCUGCGUUGUGGCCAGCGCUGGUGGUGCGCGCGCCGGUGCCGUGGCACGCGGCCGCCGUGCGCGCAAGCCACGCACUCAGCCAUCGCCACUGCCACGCCAACCCCGUGUUGCUGCAACUGCGUCGCUUGUGGCACGACAGAUAUGAAAACAUGUACAUAUGUGACAUGCGGAAGAUGCAGGAAGACCUUCCGUUCCCCCAGUACCCGUCAGAGUUCACCGAACGCCUGCAGAAACUUUGCGCAGCGACUAAAGCCGAACUGCUGGAUAACUGGCUGAUCGACGUCGCCGAUACCAUGGUGAAAAUGAGGAAGUACUGGUCGAUAUACGUGGGAAAGCAGAAGAACGCUUCUACGUUUGAAGUGGAGAAGUUCUUUAGACAAGUUCGUGAUCUAGUGGAACGCAGCGUGAACCACUUCGCCGAGUAUUUUGCGAAUUAUUGGGAAGGCAACGACUAUGGAGAAGAAUAUCAGGACUAUACGUUUAUCAAGACGCCUUUACUCCGUAUUAAGGUGGUCGGACAUCCAGGAACCACUAACCUAACGUUCGAGCCGAGCCUCGAACAGAUGAGUGUGUUGAUUGUUAAAUGGUUCUACACCAUCAUUAACGUUAAUAUCCAAUUGCCGAGCGUGGAUAGUAUUAUGUAUCCCGGCGUGGUGCGUCCGAAGCCCUAUUUGUUAGCUGUUUAUCCCGACGAACAGUACAUGAUGGACAUUAUAAAUAAGACGGUGAAGCAUUUCAACGUGAACCGCCCUGGCCCUCUGAACUUUCUCAAGCGCUAUCAAGAAUAUUACCAUAUACUGGAUGGCACCGCGCAUCAGGAGCUUCUGCAGUUCUUUGCGCAAGAGCCGCCACCAUAUCUUAAGGCAAGAUGUUUUCUCAUUUUUGCUGUUGAUAUGGGAAAAUAUUGA
Parnassius apollo (apollo) is the source of this 912-nucleotide messenger RNA. Lineage: Eukaryota; Metazoa; Arthropoda; Insecta; Lepidoptera; Papilionidae. The record is from the annotation of a GenBank genome assembly.